Molecule: messenger RNA, 5107 nt
Organism: Loa loa (African eye worm)
Lineage: Eukaryota; Metazoa; Nematoda; Chromadorea; Rhabditida; Onchocercidae
Product: filamin/ABP280 repeat family protein
Exons: 30
Coding region: 1-5088 (1695 amino acids)
Biological process (GO): actin cytoskeleton organization
Molecular function (GO): actin filament binding
Source: RefSeq, a predicted model, not a curated record
AUGUUAACCUGCGCUCCAUUGCAGUUAACUAUGGUCGAACAACAAGAAGAUGCAACGUGGAAGAGAAUUCAACUGAAUACCUUUACUCGAUGGGUUAAGCAGAAGUUAGAACAGGUGGAUAUAACGGUGUCUGAUUUGGAAACCGAUUUUGAAGAAGGCCUAAAAUUAAUACGUUUGGUUGAAGUACUUUCUGGAAAAUCGUUUGGUCGACAUAAUAAAAAAGUUAUAUUUCGCCAUCAAAAACUUGAAAAUAUCUCACUUGCGCUGCAAUUUUUGGAGAAGGAAGAACACAUAAAGCUUAUUAAUAUCGACAGUUCAGCAAUAGCAGACCACAAUCUGAAGCUAAUUUUGGGUCUCGUAUGGACGCUUAUUUUACAUUAUUCCAUUUCAAAACAAGUUUGGGAUCAUCCAAGUGAUGAAUUAGAAAAUGGGGAAAUAUCAGCUAAAGAAAAACUCCUGAGAUGGCUUAGAGCAAAGUUACCAGCCGAACUUUCCGUUACCAAUUUCACGUUCGAUUGGAACGAUGGAAUUCUCCUUGGUGCUUUGGUCGAUUCUUGUGCUCCAGGUUUAGAAGUUGGUUGGCGAAAAUGGUUACCAUCACAGGCUUUGCAAUCAACUCUUACUGCAAUGAGGCUUGCUAGCGAGUAUCUUGGUGUUACUGCACUUAUUGAACCUGAGGAAUUGAUCAGUCCGGCCAUUGAUGAGAAAAGUGUUAUGACUUAUCUUUCACAGUUUCCUGGUGCAAAGUAUACUCCGUCGCUUGGUCGACUUCAUGAUGUUGUGCUGAUGCCAGUAGUUGGAGUCACCACGGUAUUUACACUUCAGACUCGUGAUGCAAUGGUAGUCCCAGAAAUCAUCAUCAUAGGGCCGGAUGAAUCUUUAGUUCGUUAUAUCCAAAAUCAGCUUUCAGAAACGAUUUAUGAAUUCCAAUAUCAACCAGAAAUUCCGGGCGAAUAUGAGAUUAUGGCGACAGUUCGUGACGUUGUAUCCGGUGAUUCCGCUAAGUUGGCAAAAAGGAAAGUUGUAGCUGUUGAAGGGACGAUUUUAGUGGAUGGUUUGAAUAAUGAAGCCGUGGUAGUUGGGCAGAGAAACGAUAUUGUUAUUGAUAUUGGAAACUUGACGCACACGAAGAACGGCCUCGAAGUUACUAUGGAAGAAGUUGGAAAAGUUGAUGGAUCAAAACAUUUGAUAUCUUUGGAACAUGAGCAUAAUUCAAACAUUUACAGAGGCUUCUGGAUAGCAAAAAAAGUGGGAAAAACCAAAAUAUGCAUUUUUUUCGAUGAAAAUUUGGUUCGUGAAUACCUAGUUACUGUUCAACAUGGCGAAGACAUAACUAAAUGCCGAGCGGUUGGUGAGGGACUUGAACGAGCUGUUGUUGGUAUGCCAGCGAAAUUUCUGGUCGACAUGAAGGAUGCUGGAAAGGGUAAAAUGGAAGUAGCAAUCAAAGGCCCUUCAGAAGUGAAAGCAAAUGUCAUAGAUAAUUUGAAUGGCUUGUACACAAUAGAAUACACGCCGGAGACUCCUGGACAAUAUGAAAUAACGGUUUAUUAUGAAGGAAAAAAGCAAAUUUCAGGUUCUCCAUUUAUGGUAAUAGCCGAUUAUGAACGUGAUCCAUCGAAAAUUAUAAUAACGGAAAGUAGUAAUGGUAUAGCCCGAGCUAGAAUACCAAAUUCACUUAUCAUUGAUGCUACGCUCACUGCAUUAGAACCAGUGAGUGCGCGUCUUCCUACUGGCUUCGAACAGCCGAUUGUUGAAGAAAUCAGGCCUCGAGUAUAUCUAGUUACUUUCAUCCCAAGCAUUACGACUAGUGAAACAAUAGCAUUGGAACUUCUGUAUGGGAACGAACUUCUUGGAAAACCGAUGAUUUUUGUUGUCAAGCCAGAAGAGGGAUUAGAAUCCAUGGUAUUGAGAAGUCGUUCCGGUGGUUUUCUCUCGUCAACAGUACAAGUCUCUCACCAGUUUGAAGCCCUGAUCGACGUUACGAAAGCUGGGAAAAUUGAUGAAUUGUUUGCGGAAAUAAAAGGUCCAGAUGGUAAGUUGCAGAAAUUAAUACUCACCGAAAACUGCGAUAAGGGAAUAUACUUAUUGGAUUUCGUACCGGACUUGGCAGGAAUAUAUGUUAUCGUAAUAUACGUCAAUGGGAAACCGUUUUCGAAUCCGUAUAAUUUAACUUCCGUACCCAUGGGCUUGGCAGAUAAAUGCUUCGUGGAAUCAAAAUCACUUGACAAGUUUUGGCGUUCUGGAGAGCCAAAAAUUUUUCUGGUGAAUACUAAGAAUGGAGGAAAAGGAGCAUUAAGCGUUCUUUCUGAUAGGGUUGACUUGGAAACAAAAAUUGAAAAGAAGGAGGAUGGCUUUUAUACUGCAACACUUACGCCACGCACUGAAGGGCAGCAUCGAGUUGUAUUAAUGUAUGGUGGUGUUAAUAUACCUGGCGGAACAUUCGAUUUUGAGUGUGUUCCACCUCUUGAGGGUGACGAGAACAAUAUUUCUGGACGAACUGUGGAAUUUGGAGAUGACGAACAUCUGAUAUCUCAUAGUUUUCGUUUUUCUGUUAUUUCAGAAUAUCAGUUCAGUAAACUUACUGCUUCCGUCAAACUACCAUCUGGUACAAAUGAUAUUGCCUACAUUAACGACAAUAAGGACGGAAGUGUGACGGUGACAUAUCACCCGAAAGAGUGUGGCAGUCAUCUGCUGUCAAUAAAACAUGAUGGCGUUAACAUGUCUGGAAGUCCAAUUUCAUUUUAUGUGAGUGAAGCAGAUGAAGAAUAUGCGACAGUAUAUGGUCCUGGCUUGCUGCAGGCAGUUGUUGAUGAACCAGCGGUAUUUACAGUUUGUGUGAAAGGUUCACCCACUAAAGAUUUGUCCGUCGCUGUUGAAGGUACAGCAAAAGCUAUAAUCAAAUGCCAUGAUAACAAGGACGGUACAUGUUCUGUAGUAUGGAUACCCCCUGUAUCUGGGGAAUACAAAGUUCAUGUCAAGCUUUCUGGAAAACCAAUAAGAAAUUCCCCUUUCAUUGUAUUUGUGACAGAUGAAGGCCAAAAGCGAUCGCAUUUAUCUCUUAAAUCAACGGCAAUAUUGGAGAUCUCAUUUAAUAUUGACAGUGCUGAAAUUGAUGAACUAUCAGGAUCAGUAAAAAGUCCAAGUGGGAUUGAAGAGCCAUGCAUCAUUCGUCAGAUUGAUCACGCCCACAUCGGUAUCUCAUUUUCACCACGUGAAAUGGGUGAACAUUUGAUCACUGUUAAAAAGAAUAAACAAGUUAUACAGCAAUCGAAUUGCCGAGCCGAAGUUAUUAAAAAUCAAACUGGAGAUGCGUCUAAAGUUGUUGUUACUGGAACAGGUAAAGCGAAUGCUAUUUGUCAGCAAGACAAUAGUGUGACAAUCAACAUGGGUGAUGCUGGUUGUGGUGAUUUAUCAGUAUCAAUUCUAGGACCAUCAGAAGCUGAAUUAAGGUGUAUAGAAAAUAAAGAAGGUUUAGCUAAUAUCGUUUAUAGACCUACCGAACCUGGAAUUUAUAUUUUAUCUGUGAAAUUUGCCGGUUCGCAUGUAAAUGAUAGCCCAUUCACAAUUAAUUGUACCGGAAAAGGAAUGGGUGUCGUAAAAGAAAGCGUCAAAAAGGAAGUGAAACAGGCACCAAUAGUUCUACCUGAACAAGAUACUGCUUUGUAUUUGCAACUGGAAAAUGUAUCACCAAUGAACACGAAAGCAAAAGUCGUUGAUCCUAAUGGAUACAGCGAAGAUGUUGAAGUUCGUGAUCUUGGUGACAGCCUUUAUCGGAUUGAAUUCAGACCUGUAGUAGAUGGCCCGCACGCAGUUUCUAUUUUCUACAAAGGACGGCAUGUUUCAGGUAGUCCCUUCCAGUUCACUGUAGGAUAUAUAACAGAAAUGGGUGCACACAGGGUACGAGCAGUAGGAGUUGGGUUGAAACGAGCAGAAGUUAACAGGAAACAGUCUUUCAAUCUUUAUACCCGAGAAGCUGGACGAGGAGAACUUGAAGUAGUGGUAGAGGGACCAUCAAAAGCCGAAUUGCAAUUCCAUGAACAUGAGGAUGGGAACUGUCAUUUCGAUUAUAAAGUUACAAAACCAGGAGAAUACCUUAUAUCAGCCAAAUUCAAUGCUGAACAUAUACCAGACUCACCGUUCAAAAUAUUUGUUACUCCCGCAUCUGGAGAAGCUCGCCGUCUGGAAUUAAUAUCAUUCUCAGAUUCUGGAACGCCAGGUGAAGUAUGUGCUUUUUUGGUAAGUAGAAAUGGUGCGGUAGGUCAUCUGGAAGCGAAGCUUCAUACACCGUGCAACAAGAUUGAAGCAGUCGAUGUCCUCCCAAUUGAUGGAAAUGAUUCAUACUGCAUCCGGUUCAUUCCUUUGGAGACUGGAGACUAUUACGUUGAUGUGACGCUUGAUGGUGCACCUAUGCAUGGCUCACCUUUCCAUUUCCGGAUUGGCACAAAUGGCAAUAGUGAUCCAUCAAUCAUAACAGUGACUGGUGACGGUAUUCGUGGCGGGCAAACUGGUCAGAUCUCUAAAUUUAUUAUCAGUACUUGCAAUGCUGGAACCGGACUUCUUCAAAUUCAGAUUAAUGGACCAUCGAAAGUCACUAUGAAUGCAUGUUAUAAAGUGUUUUACGUUGCAUCAGUGCCUGGACCAUAUUAUGUCACUAUUAAAUAUUCAGGUGUUCAUAUUCCUGGCUCCCCCUUCAAGGUAGUUGUGGAAGGUAAAAAGCUUGGUGAUAGCAAGCCAGACAGUUCAUUAAUCAAGAUUGAUGCGUUCCCUAAAGUCAGAAAGGAAAUAAUUCAACAAGUUCCGGUUUUUUCUGGUGAUGCGGACAGGGUUAUAGUGAAGGGUCCUGGCUUGAAUAAAUUUUUUCCUGGUCAGUCGGCCAUCUUCAACAUUGACACUAGUCUCGCAGGAGACAAUGUUUUGUAUGUUGGUCUAUUCACAUCGAAAGGGCCAUGCGAACAAAUUGCACUGCAAAAUCUUGGUAAUAGCCAUUAUAUGGUCAAGUAUGUUGUUCAGGAAGAGGUCAAAGGUUUUAUUUAUAUAAAGUACGGUGAUGUAAAUGUACCGGGUUCACCGUUCGCUAUUUCAUUUUAAGAAUCUCUUUUAAAUUUCC